This is a messenger RNA of Passer montanus (Eurasian tree sparrow), 2522 nucleotides long. It is a transcript of the gene ARMC6, whose product is annotated as armadillo repeat containing 6. Gene Ontology annotation, molecular function: protein binding. The record is from RefSeq and is a predicted model, not a curated record. The coding region runs from base 39 to 1598 and encodes 519 amino acids. NCBI's taxonomy places the organism in Eukaryota, Metazoa, Chordata, Aves, Passeriformes, Passeridae. Gene Ontology annotation, biological process: hematopoietic progenitor cell differentiation. The transcript has 8 exons.
GGCGUGAGGGCGGGCGGUGCGAAUUGGGGCCGCAGCGCAUGCGCAGAGAGCGCGUACGGCGGCCGAGCGGGGCCGUGCCGCCCUCGCCUUUUGUGCGGCGGGAGCGCAGCAGGACCCUGAGGUGGAUCCAGGCCCUUAGAAGGUUCUGUACCAAAGGAGCUGUGCCCCCGGUGCAUCCAGCCCAGCCCAGCAGCAUGGGCUCCAAGCAGAUCGCCCAGGAGACGUUUGAUGAUGCAGUGCAGGAGAACAUCACCGAGUUCGAGAUGGAGCCCGAGGAGGCUGUGAGAGAAGCUGUGCAGCAGUUUGAGGCCCAAGGUGUGGACCUGAGCAAUAUUGUGAAAGCUGUGCGACCUCCUGCCUCUGAGAACGGGCAGAGGCAAAAGCAUCAAAUCCUGCUGAGCCUGGAGUGCCUGGGCAGGGCGGUGGCAGAGCAGGACGUGGCGCAGCUGCCCCAGCAGCUGGCGGCCUUGGCGGCGCAGUGCAAGGAGCAGUUCGCCUUCCGCCACCUGGCCGGCCAGAGCGGCGCCUACCCCGCCGUGCUCGCCGCCUGCCAGCUGGCUGCAGCAGACAGGGAUCUGCUGCUGCAGGCCCUCUGCACGCUGGGCGCCCUGCUGGAGGGGCAGCCGGAGCUGCUGGACGCCGCGGGGCGGGAGCUGCUGCUGCGCAGCCUGCGGGAGCGGCGCGGCGACGCCGAGCUGGCGCUGGCCGGGAUCCGCUGCGUGCGCCACGCCUGCCUCAAGCACGAGCACAACAGGCAGGCCUUCGUCAGGGCCGGCGUCCUGCCUCUCCUCACCGGGGCCAUCAGCCAGCGCGGCGGCAGUGCCGAGCUGGUCAGGGUGGCAGCCUCGGCCCUCAGGGUCAUGACGUUCGACGAUGACAUCCGUGUGCCCUUCGGCCACGCGCACGACCACGCCAAGAUGAUCGUGCUGGAGAACGAUGGGCUGAGAGUCCUCAUUGAGGCUGCAAAAGCCUUCAGGGAUAACUCGGGGGUUCUCAGCGAGCUCUGUGCCACCCUCUCUCGCCUCUCAGUCAGGAAUGAGUUCUGCCAGGAAAUCGUGGACCUUGGGGGCUUGAAUUUCAUGGUGACUCUGCUGGCUGACUGCAUGGAGCACCCGGACGUGGUGAAGCAGGUGCUCAGCGCCAUCCGCGCCGUGGCCGGCAACGACGACGUCAAGGACGCCAUCGUGGACGCCGGGGCCACCGACCUCAUCGUGCUGGCCAUCAGCCAGCACCUGGGCAACCCUCAGAUCUGUGAGCAGGGCUGUGCUGCCCUGUGCAUGCUGGCCCUGCGCAAGCCCGAGAACUGCAGCGUCAUCGUGGAGGGCGGCGGGGCCCUGGCAGCCCUGCAGGCCAUGAAGGCUCACCCCCGAGAGGUGCCUGUGCAGAAGCAGGCGUGCAUGCUGAUCCGGAACCUGGUGGCGCGCCGGCGGGAGCUGUGCGGGCCCAUCCUGGCGCUGGGCGCCGAGGCGCUGAUCGCCGAGGCGCGCGCCGCGCACCGCGACUGCGACGACGUGGCCAGGGCUGCCCUCAGGGACCUGGGCUGCCGCGUGGAGCUGCGCGAGCUCUGGACGGGCCAGAAGGGCAGCCUGCCUCAGUGAGGAAGACUCCUUGCAGCCAGCAGGGACGCGUCCCAGCCCCCGGAGGCUGUGGGGAGCGGCGUGGAUGGUUCUGCCCGCGCCCGGCUGGAGCACCCGGAGCGAACUGGGAAGCAAACUUCCUGGCCUGGGAAGGCUGCAGGGAGCUUUUGUCUGGGGAGCUGCAGCUGAAACGGCUUUCUGCAUUCACAGCCUGCAAACAACUCUGUGUAGUGAUCGUUCCCUGGAUCGUCUCAUGGCUGAGGAUGGGCUGCUGCCCCUGGCAGGCAGGAGGAGCUGCUCUCACUGCUCUCACUGCGCUGCCCACAUGUGGCUGCUGGGCCCCCUUUGUGCCCCUGUCAGGGCCUGGCUGAGGAGGAAUCCCAGCAUUUGUCAGUGUGCUCUCUCUGUCCCACUGCCCUGUUCUUUUACUGCUGACCCCACUCUUGUGUCACUGCUUUGUUUGGGAGUUUUCUGCCAGCGUAAUGUUUUAAACAAAAAGAAAAAAAACACCAAAAAAAGGAAAAAAGAAACAAGAAAAAAGAGCAAAGUAAGGAUUUGGGAUAAUAUCCAAAGGAACUGUUGGCAUCCAGGAGGAAAGUUCAUGUUCUCCCUCAGUGAGAGGGGCAGGGCAGCGGGGUGGGAAUGCCAAAGUGUGGCCAGGCGGGCGCUGGUGCCACCGGGAGUGCCAGCCUUUGUCACCUCUCAGCACUGCCCUGGCCCAGGAAUGCUUUCAUUGCAGCGAGCGGGCCAAGAGCUGCACGGACUGGGGCAGAACUGAGGCUUUGUUGGGUCGGGGGGCAGAGCCGGCCCCAGCAGGGCUCUGCAGUCUCAGCUGAAGGCUUUCCUGGCAGCCCUGCUCUGGUGCUGGGCCUGGCUGUGUGAGUGGAUGUUUCUAAUGUGAUACUCUGUGGAAAUGGUGACCUUAUAAAACAAACCUUGCAGGGC